UCUGGUUUCCAUGGUACUUCAAGUCAACGAACAUACCACAGAUGCACACCGUCAAAGUUCAACUUGCCGAUCUCCUCGCUUACCAUGCUUCUUCGCUGUCGCCACCAAGUCCUCUCUGUCCGCGGGUUCGCCUCUGCCGCGAAAACGACGCCGCCCUCGCACCAGCAGCGCAUCUACAAGUCUGCGUACCCUCCCAUUCCAGCAACCCCCGUCACAACGUGGCAACUCGUCCAGCAAGCGGCCAAGAUCUUUGCGGACGCCCCCGCACUCAUCUGUGGCAUCUCGCACAAGCACGUGACGUAUCGCGAGUUUGAGGACACCGUGCUCCAAGUCGCAUCGUCCUUGUCAGAGCGCGGCGUGGCCAAAGGCGAUGUCGUGCUCACAAACAUGAUCAACUGCAUUGAGUACCCAGUGCUCUACCACGCGUUAACGUCCCUGGGCGCGAUCCUCUCGCCUGCGCCUCCAUCGUUUUCCGGCGCAGAACUUGCACAACAACUCAAAGCGUCCAAUGCAAAGUUUGUGGUCACGCACGACUCGGUGGAAAAUGCGGCGACCGAUGCCGCCAAGUCGGAGUCCAUUCCAACAGACCACAUCUUUUCUGUCGGUAGCUCCCCGUCUGGCCUUCAAUCGUUCAGCGAGUUGCAACAGCCGACGACAUCGUCGUCGACAUUGCGACCUGAAGUGAUCAUUCACGCCCACAAAGACGUGAAUUAUUUGCCGUUUUCCAGCGGUACCACAGGUCCCCCCAAGGGCGUCCGCUUAUCGUUUUGGAACUUGGCCGUGAACGCUUUGCAAUGGCAAACCAUCGACAAGUUCACGUCGCCAGCACUGGCGAUGCUGCCUUAUAAUCACAUUUACGGCACGACACUCAUGAAUGGCGUGCUUUUAAGUGGCCAGCCGCAAGUGAUUCUGCCCAAGUUUGACCCUGUCACAUUUUUGCAGGCGCUGCAGCAGUACAAGAUCCAAAAAGCUCAUAUCGUACCGCCGCUCGCUGCUUUCCUCGCCAAGCAUCCCCUUGUGGACGAGUACGAUCUGUCAGCCACAACGACAUUGGUGUCGGGCGCCGCGCCCAUGGGUCAUGCGCUGGAACAAGCGGUGAAAGAUCGCCUGGGCAUUUCCAUCAAGCAAGCGUAUGGGAUGACUGAGUUGUCUCCCGUGGCCACGUACUCACACGACUCAAGCAUCAAAUCUUCGUCAUCAGGAAAUCUCGUGCCAAACACAGAGCUGCGCGUCGUGUGUCCGUCCUCAGGGGCCGACUUGCCGCCGCAUGCGCUGGGUGAACUGUGGUACCGCGGCCCCCAAGUCAUGCUUGGGUACCUCAACAACCACUCGGCGACCGAGGCGACGAUGACAUCGUGUGGGUUUAUGAAGACGGGGGAUUUGGGGUAUAUCGACGACGACGGGCACGUUUACGUUGUGGACCGUCUCAAGGAGUUGAUCAAGUACAAAGGUCACCAGGUGGCGCCAGCAGAAUUGGAAGAUGUGAUCCUCAAACAUCCCAGUGUACUGGACGUAGCUUGUAUUCGAGGGUACGACGACAACAACGACGAAGUACCGAAAGCGUGUGUGGUGUUGAAGCCCCAUGCGACACUGUCUGCCAAAGACUUGAUGGCGUACGUGGCGGCGAGCGUGGCGCCGUAUAAAAAGGUGCGCCAGGUUGAGUUUGUCGACGCCAUCCCCAAAAGCCCGUCGGGGAAGAUCCUUCGCCGCGAACUGCAAGCUGCGCAUGAGUAGACCUUAAAGAAAGAGUUGAAUGGGGUGUUUACUUGCAGUUAUUAUAGUUCACUUCACAACAACAGCAGUAUAGUUGUAGAUAUAGUUUAGUGGUGGGCUUUGCCAAGUUUGCAAACAUGCUCGUUACAGCCCCC
This is a messenger RNA of Aphanomyces astaci, 1868 nucleotides long. RefSeq lists its product as hypothetical. The record is from RefSeq and is a predicted model, not a curated record. The transcript is spliced from 13 exons. NCBI's taxonomy places the organism in Eukaryota, Oomycota, Saprolegniomycetes, Saprolegniales, Verrucalvaceae. Gene Ontology annotation, molecular function: CoA-ligase activity. Bases 85 to 1734 code for a protein of 549 amino acids.